AUGAUUACAGGUCCAGUAGAUACACCAUAUAGUCUGGGCUGUUUUAUAUUUGAUAUAUAUUUCCCAUCCUCAUAUCCCUAUAAUCCUCCCUUGGUAAAACUCAUAACUACUGGUAAUGGAACGGUCAGAUUUAAUCCCAAUCUAUAUUCGGAUGGUAAAGUCUGUUUAAGUUUAUUGGGGACAUGGCAUGCUGGGGAUGCUAGUGAGAAAUGGAAUGCUGGUAAAUCUACGCUACAUCAGGUUUUGGUGUCCAUACAGAGUAUGAUUCUAACAUCAGAUCCUAUGUUUAAUGAACCAGGGUAUGAUGGUAUGAGAGAAACUGAAGAUGGCAAAGUAAGCAUGAUUUUAAACUCUGUCUUAUAUUUGUCUUCAAUUGGCUUGAAGCUCACUCUGAAGUCUAUGAUUUGUCAUAUUUCUUUCAUUUGUGGUGGGUAG
Molecule: messenger RNA, 435 nt
Organism: Lottia gigantea (owl limpet)
Lineage: Eukaryota; Metazoa; Mollusca; Gastropoda; Lottiidae
Exons: 3
Coding region: 1-435 (144 amino acids)
Biological process (GO): negative regulation of apoptotic process; protein modification process; protein transport
Cellular component (GO): nucleus
Molecular function (GO): ubiquitin conjugating enzyme activity; cysteine-type endopeptidase inhibitor activity
Source: RefSeq, a predicted model, not a curated record